Geodia barretti is the source of this 909-nucleotide messenger RNA. The record is from the annotation of a GenBank genome assembly. NCBI's taxonomy places the organism in Eukaryota, Metazoa, Porifera, Demospongiae, Tetractinellida, Geodiidae.
AUGCCUAUUGAACAGAUGGCGCCGGAACUGGAGCACAUCAUUGACCUGGACGCCGAGAUUAAGGAACUGGGCAGCGGCUACGGCGGCGCCAACGGACCGGCCGAGGGCCCCCUGUGGUGGCACGACGGCAACUACCUGCUCUUCAGCGACAUUCACAAUGACCGCCGGAUGAAGUGGGCCGAAGGCGAGGGUGCCACCGUUUUUUCGGAGCCCACCAACCGGGCCAACGGUCUCACCCGCGACCUGCAGGGCCACCUGCUGGCCGCCGAGCAUGACGGCCGCCGGGUCUCCCGCCUGAGCGGGGACGGCCAGCGCAUCACCGUUGUCGCCAACAGCUUCCAGGGACGCCAGCUCAACCGGCCCAACGACGUCAUCGUCAAGUCUGAUGGCAGUAUCUACUUCACCGACCCCUGGACCUUCCCCCGGGUGGCCAACCAGUGGGAGCAGACCAUCUCCGGCGUUUACCGGGUCUCACCCGACCUGGGGACGCUGACCCUCCUGGUGGCCGACUUCACCCUGCCCAACGGUCUGGCAUUUUCCCCCGACGAAAGCAUCCUGUACGUCAACGACUCGCGGCGGGGGCAUAUCCGGGCCUUUGACGUGCUGCCCACCGGCGGCGUAGCCCUGUCGUCGGACCGGGUAUUCGCCGCACUGAGGGGCGAGCGGCCCGGCGUACCCGACGGAAUGAAGGUGGACGUGGAAGGCAACGUCUAUUGCGGUGGUUCCGGCGGCCUGUGGAUUCUCGACUCGUCCGGCAAACAUUUGGGCACCAUCGUACACGGUCAGGAAGCCACCACCAACCUGUGCAUGGGCGGGUCUGACUGGAAGACCCUCUUCUUCACCACCCGCAACACCCUGGGCAGCGUGCAGAUAAAAGUGGCGGGGAUUCCGGCGCCGACGGACCGGUAA